AUGGAAAAUCUCGGUCACAGGAUUGAAAAUGGUAAAAAUAAAGCAGCUGAAAAAGCUGUUAAAUCGUAUGAUGGUCCCGUGGCUGAUGGUGUCUCGAAUAUUUACAGUAAAUUACAGUAUGGUUAUGGUACAACGGCUGAUAAAAUGGGUAAUUUUCUUCGUUGGCUUGGACGAGAAGUAACAUUAGUUGGCAGAACAGUUGGUAGUGCUUUUCGAACCGGCCUACAUAAAGCUGGUGAUUUGUUAGGUGGCGCCUAUACAAAAACAAAUGAACUUGUUGGUGAAAAAUUAGAAAAAGCGGGUGUUAAAGUACACGAUGCAGGUACCGCACUGAAAGAUACAUCGAACGAAACAGUGGCUGAAGUUAGAAAUGCCUUUCAUGAUACAGCAUCCGGUUUCAAGAAAAAUGUUGCUGACGUGGUAGAAUAUCUAGGUCAUAGUUUAGCAAAACUCGGCAGCGAUACGGUGGAAGCCGGUGAAGUUGUUGAACGUCAUAAAUUCAUCGAUACUAUUAAAAAGUCAAUCGAGGAAAACUCCGAAAGUUAG
This is a messenger RNA of Didymodactylos carnosus, 546 nucleotides long. The record is from the annotation of a GenBank genome assembly. NCBI's taxonomy places the organism in Eukaryota, Metazoa, Rotifera, Eurotatoria, Philodinida, Philodinidae.